This is a messenger RNA of Fusarium vanettenii 77-13-4, 2781 nucleotides long. RefSeq lists its product as uncharacterized. The record is from RefSeq and is a predicted model, not a curated record. Gene Ontology annotation, molecular function: protein binding. NCBI's taxonomy places the organism in Eukaryota, Fungi, Ascomycota, Sordariomycetes, Hypocreales, Nectriaceae. Bases 1 to 2781 code for a protein of 926 amino acids. The transcript has a single exon.
AUGUUGUCGCUGGACCGACUUCCUAAUGAGGUGCUGCACAGUAUCGCCUCUUUCCUCCACAAGAAGUACGACCUAGCUGCUCUAUCGCGCGUCAACCGACACUGCUAUCAUAUUGCGAGCCCCAUUCUCUGGAAGCGCGAGGUCAAGUCGGACAGGCCAGGCGCACUACAUUGGGCCGUGGAGCAUGAAGACAUCGAUCUCUUGCGCCGCGCCCUCGAGGCUGGUGUUGACCCCUCGCGUCUAGCCUAUGCUCACAGGCCCAAGCCACGAAUCGAUUCGCGUCACAAGUGGUGGAACUAUCAUAGCUCAUAUUACGACGAUCCCGAAUGGCGCGUUGACGACGACGACGAGUCUGUCGACCUGGACCCAUCCUAUGUUCUACAUGACACCUGCGAUUGUUUCGAGAGCGGCUGCGACGACGGAAUCUUUAGCGACUGUCGAUGGGAAGCUAUCCAUGUCGCUGCCAGCAAAGGGCGUAUCGACAUGAUCGAGGUGCUGCUCGACAAGGGCGCAUAUAUCGAGGCAUCCUCCUGGGGACUCUGCCUCUGCCGUCCUCAUCUUCCCAUGGAGGCCUUUAGCGACUCGCAAGAUAUCGAGGAGGAAGAGCUUGAGGAUCUGCAUGGUGGAAACUGGACACCUCUGCAUGUUGCCAUAUGCCACGGCCAGUUCGAGACCGCCAAGUUUCUGCUAAGCCGCGGGGCUUCCACUGUCAUUUACCAGGGUAUCGAUUUCGAGCUUGACCCCAACGUCUGGCGAGAUGAUGAUGCUGCCCAUGAUUCAAGUCGUUUCCGACUCACCGCGAUGCACCACGCUGCCAAGCACGACAUGCUCCCCUUACUACGGCUCCUUAUAGAAGGGAAGCUUCAGGAGAACAUCGAUGCAGAAGGCCCUUUCAUGGGAACGCCCCUAUUCCAGGCCAUUUGGUACGGACACUGGGACACCGCGGUUCCGUAUCUCAUUGAGAAAGGCGCCAAUAUUGACACCAGGCUCAUCGAGACGGGAUUGACACCUCUUAUGAUGGCGUGUUUCUCGCGUCGGUUUGAUGAUGCUGCCAAGCUCAUCGACCUAGGUGCAGACGUCAACACGGUCUCAAGGCACCGGUUCAGCAUUCUUCAUCUGAUUCUCGGACCUGGCCAAGUUAGACCUGACGAGUUUGCCGACCCUUACGAUCCCCCGAAGCCAGUCAGCAAGAUCACCGAGAUCGAGAUCAUCCAAAAGUUCAUUGACAAGAAGUUUGAUGUAAACGCCCGUGACUCUCUCUUGGGGAUGACGCCCCUGAUGCAUGCGAGCUCAAGCUGUAACACGGAUGCUAUGAAGGCGUUAAUCGACAGCGGAGCUGACGUUAACGCUUUGGAUCAUGAGGGACUGAGCGCCCUUUCUCGAGUCGGUGAAAUGGCUGAAGGAUCUGCUAUCCUUGGACUAUGCGACGCCGGAGAGAUGCUCCUCGAUGCGGGGGCAUCGAUGAAAGACUCGACGGAAGACCUGACACCUCUGAACAUCAUCUGCGCCCGGCGCUGCGAGCCCUACUUCAGUCGUGAUUGGGACCACCAGCACGCCAAUUUCGCCGCGCUCCUCAUUGAGCGUGGCGCUGAUCCAAACGACAAGGGGGUAACCCUGCACCGCCCAUUCACCGAGGCCGUUGUGAACGGUAACUUGAGUCUUGCCCAAGCAAUUCUUGAGAAUGGCGGCCGGCCGGAGAAGGGUGACCUCGAGGAUCUGCUUGACAAGUCAGUGCAGGACCCGUAUGACGACGGGAAAACCGAGUUUAUACUGAGCAUAGAUUAUGCCGGGUAUGGCAUCACAAGGCCUUCGGAUGCCUUCCUGGUGCGCCUCCUUAAGCUGUCAUUGGAGGAGCAACUCUGGACACGAGCCGCUGAUCUGAUGAGGGCGGUGCCCACACCGAGGGAGAUGCGAAAGGGGCUGAUCUUCCGCUGCUUGAAGGACCAGUCACCAACCGCGGAUGAGCCUUCUGCGCUUAUCCAGGUGCUACUAGAUCAAGGACAAGACCCGAAUGAGCUUUUCGAGGACGAGCCGCCGCUGUAUUACAGUCUCAAGUCGGGUUCCUUCUGGCGGACAACUCCGGUGCUGGUCAAUGGUGGAGCGGACGUUCACAUGUCCACCAAAGCCAUGCCUGAUGGUGCAUUCAUGUACACCAUCACUCAUGGCUACCAGCCGCAAACCGUACAGAUACUAUCGAAACACCCACAUGUGCUGCGCGAGAAACCAGAGCGGCUGCAUCGGGAGUGCUGGUCAUCUAUGAUCCGUUGGGUGCCCGGCAUCUUGAAGCCCACGAGGGCUCGCUAUGUGCGAGCCAUAGAGCCCAAGCUGAACUGGACCUUUGCAAGCCGACUGAUCACAGCAGGUCUAAGAACCGAUGUGAAGACACUAGAUGACGUGGACGUCAAAGAAGUUGUCGAACUGGCGAUCCCCAAGGGGGUUCCGAUGGGAGUUGAGGGACGCAAGGUGCUGGACGCGCUUGAUAUCCCCUAUGUGGAACCGACGGCUCGACCUGAAGAUGAAGAAGAUGAAGAUAUAGAAGAAGACUAUGAAGCUGGGGGAAGCGACGUGAGCGAGGAUAUUGAUGAUGAUUCGGGUCUAUCGGAGAUGGAUGAUGGAUAUGACGGCUUCGGGCUGUUUCCGCCAUUUCCGGAAGACUCUGAUGAGGAUGAAGACUCGGAAGACGGAUGGCAAGACGAUGAUGGGGAGAGUGACUUUGAUGAUGAUGAUGACGACGGGUUGAUGCCGAUUCCCGUGCCCUUACUGUUUGGAUUCCUCAUGUGA